Ziziphus jujuba (common jujube) is the source of this 1899-nucleotide messenger RNA. Its product is annotated as VAN3-binding protein. The record is from RefSeq and is a predicted model, not a curated record. Bases 274 to 1698 code for a protein of 474 amino acids. The transcript has 7 exons. Gene Ontology annotation, biological process: auxin-activated signaling pathway; leaf vascular tissue pattern formation; phloem or xylem histogenesis. NCBI's taxonomy places the organism in Eukaryota, Viridiplantae, Streptophyta, Magnoliopsida, Rosales, Rhamnaceae.
UUUGAUAAUUUCUCAAUUUUAUUCUAAUCUGAAUUUUUUUAAAAAAAAAGGUUUUUGGCCUGAAAAUCCCAAAGGCAUUGAUAAAACGGACAUUUUGGCCUUUUGGUUUUAUUUUCACUCACUUUCGCUUCUUAUAUAGAGCUCUGCUUCUCAUUUCACCGUAAGAAAAAAUAAAACUCUUAAAAAGCCUAAACCUGCACACACAGCCCAAAUCUUUCUUCAAUUUCAAACCGGCUUUUUUCUUUAUCAUAUACACACACUCACUCGAAAAAAAUGGACAAAACUGGAACCGAGCUAUGGAGGCUCGACCACGUUCAGGCCGCUUUAUUCCGGCCGCCGGAGACACCUCAUGAGCCUAUGGAGUUCCUGUCCCGUUCUUGGAGUGUUUCUGCUGUGGAAGUUUCUAAGGCUCUUGCACCUCCCCAAAUGGCUGGUCUCUCAAAGACUCUUAGCGGGGGUAACGGGGGCUCUUGUGGUGGUCCCGGUGCAAUACCGGAGGAUUUGGUCGGAGAAUUAGAAGACGGUGCUGCGUUUUCCGGCAACCCAUUUUCUUUUGCGUCUUCCGAGACAUCACAGAUGGUUAUGGAGCGAAUAAUGUCACAGUCGGAGGUAUCACCUCGUACUUCAGGCCGGCUCUCUCACAGCAGUGGCCCUCUCAACGGAACACAGAGCUGCGGCUCCUUAACCGACAGUCCACCGGUAUCUCCCUCCGAGGUCGACGAUGUCAAGUUUUGUCGCUCGAACAAUCCCCUGAAUAAUCAAUUCAGGCCAACCCCCACCGUUGGCACCGUGGUCGCCACCGGUGGUGGAAAGACUGUCGGAAGAUGGCUCAAGGAUAGAAGAGAGAAGAAGAAAGAGGAGACCAGAGCGCAGAAUGCCCAGCUUCAUGCUGCUGUUUCGGUUGCAGGUGUGGCUGCAGCCAUAGCAGCCAUUGCCGCGGCCACUGCAGCCUCUUCUGGGUCUGGCAAGGAUGAACAGAUGGCCAAAACUGACAUGGCUGUGGCCUCUGCUGCCACGUUGGUUGCUGCCCAAUGCGUGGAGGCGGCUGAGGCCAUGGGCGCUGAGCGGGAGCACCUUGCCGCUGUGGUGAGCUCUGCUGUUAACGUUCGGUCUGCGGGUGAUAUCAUGACGUUAACCGCUGGUGCUGCCACUGCUUUGCGUGGUGCAGCGACGUUGAAGGCCAGGGCAUUGAAGGAAGUAUGGAAUAUAGCCGCUGUAAUUCCAGUGGAGAAAGGGACGGGAGUUGGUGGUAACGGUAAUUCCAAUAGCAGUUUCAGCGGUGAACUUGUUCCUGAAGAAAAUUUCCUUGGUAUAUGCAGUAGGGAAUUACUUGCCAGGGGCAGUGAGCUCCUCAAACGCACCAGAAAAGGAGAUCUUCAUUGGAAAGUAGUCUCUGUUUAUAUUAACAGAUCAAAUCAGGUUAUGUUGAAGAUGAAGAGUAGGCAUGUUGCUGGGACCAUCACAAAAAAGAAAAAGAAUGUGGUGAUCGAGGUGGUUAAAGAUAUGCCUGCUUGGCCAGGCCGCCACCUGCUAGAGGGCGGCGAGCAUCGUCGCUACUUUGGAUUGAAGACGUUGAUGCGUGGUGUUGUGGAAUUCGAAUGCCGGAGCCAAAGGGAGUAUGAUAUAUGGACUCAGGGUGUGUCAAGACUCCUCACCAUUGCAGCAGAGAAGGGUGGUAAUAAUAGACAUAGGGGUUAAAGGGACUUUGGUUGUUUAAAGGUUUGGUGGGGGAAACAGUUUGGCUAAUUGUGGGAAUUUGGGGAAAAUGGAAUAUAUAGGCCCUUUUGAACAUGAUAUAGAUAUUUUUGGUAUUUUGUUAUUUUGAUUGGGCUGUAUUUUUGUGUUCCUAUUGUAAAAAAAGGAUCAAUUAAAGAUAUAAGUUAAAUCCAAAUUGGUCUC